Molecule: messenger RNA, 1152 nt
Organism: Nipponia nippon (crested ibis)
Lineage: Eukaryota; Metazoa; Chordata; Aves; Pelecaniformes; Threskiornithidae
Gene: STING1
Product: stimulator of interferon response cGAMP interactor 1
Biological process (GO): defense response to virus; activation of innate immune response; positive regulation of macroautophagy
Cellular component (GO): endoplasmic reticulum membrane; autophagosome
Molecular function (GO): cyclic-di-GMP binding; 2',3'-cyclic GMP-AMP binding
Source: RefSeq, a predicted model, not a curated record
AUGUCUCAGGAACCACAGUGGCUGAGCCACCCCACCGCCCUGCUUAUCCCCAAGGCCCGGGGAGGGCGAGCACAGCAUGCCGUGUACCUGCUCCUGGCUCUGUGCGCUGCAGUGCUGUACCUCGCCGGGGAGCCCCUUGUGCCCAGCGCCCGCAGCCUCAUCUCCCACUUCAUGGCCCUGCAGAUCGGGGUGCUGCUCAAGGGCACCUGCUAUCUGGCUGAGGAGAUCUUCCACCUCCAAUCCAGGCACCACGGCAGCUUCUGGAGGGCCCUGAGUGCCUGCUUCCCCCUGCGCUGGCAUGGUCUCAUGCUGCUCGUCUGUGGCUCAGCAUAUGUGGCUCUUCUUGAAGAUGGGCAACCGCUCGGCCUCCACCUCGGCCUGGCCAGCCUGUGCCAGCUCCUCAUCCUCGCUCUGGGGCUCCACAAGCCCUCAGCAGUGGAAAUGUCUGAGAUGUCUGAGAGGUCCAAGCAGAAUGUCGCUCAUGGGCUUGCCUGGUCUUACUACGUUGGGUACCUAAAAAUAGUCCUGCCACGGGUGAAAAAGUCGAUGGAGGAAUUCAGCAGAGCCAACCCCAACGUGCUGGCACGCAGGGAGACCUGGAAGCUCCACAUCUUGGUCCCUCUGAGCUGUGAUGUGUAUGAUGACCUGGAGAAAGCUGACAGCAAUAUCCAGUACCUGAUGGACCUCCCUGAAACCACCCUGACCCGAGCUGGCACCAAAAAAAGAGUCUACAAACACAGCCUCUACACAAUCAGGGAUGAAGGCAACAAGCUCUGGCACUGCGCAGUGGAGUAUGCCACACCGCUGCAGUCCCUCUACGCCAUGUCCCAGGAUGAGUAUGCUGCUUUCAGCCGGGAGGACCGCCUGGAGCAGGCCAAGCUUUUCUACAGGACAUUGGAGGAGAUCCUGAAAGGCUCCAAGGAGUGUGCGGGUACCUACCGGCUCAUUGUGUACGAGGAAUCAGGUGAAGCAGAAACCCACUCCUUGUCCAGAGACAUCCUCUGGCACCUCCGGCAGCAGUGUCACGAGGAGUACACCGUGUACGAGGGGAAUCAGCCGCACAACCCGUCCACGACCCUCCACUCAACAGAGCUCAACCUCCAGAUAAGUGAGUCAGACCUGCCGCAGCCUCUGCGAAGCGACUGCUUCUAA